Phacochoerus africanus (Common warthog) is the source of this 1884-nucleotide messenger RNA. It is a transcript of the gene PCYT2, whose product is annotated as phosphate cytidylyltransferase 2, ethanolamine. Gene Ontology annotation, cellular component: cytoplasm. The transcript has 14 exons. Lineage: Eukaryota; Metazoa; Chordata; Mammalia; Artiodactyla; Suidae. The coding region runs from base 68 to 1291 and encodes 407 amino acids. The record is from RefSeq and is a predicted model, not a curated record. Gene Ontology annotation, molecular function: ethanolamine-phosphate cytidylyltransferase activity. Gene Ontology annotation, biological process: phosphatidylethanolamine biosynthetic process.
GGCAGCGGGUCGGGAGUCGGCAGUCGGGAGUCGGGAGCCGGCCGGGCCGAGGCAACGCCGCGGGGCUAUGAUCCGGAACGGGCACGAGACGGCGGGAGGCGCCGAGCGGCCAGGCCCGGGGGGCAGGCGCCCCGUGCGGGUGUGGUGUGACGGCUGCUAUGACAUGGUACAUUACGGCCAUUCCAACCAGCUGCGCCAGGCACGGGCCAUGGGCGACCACCUCAUCGUGGGUGUGCACACCGACGAGGAGAUCUCCAAGCACAAGGGGCCCCCGGUGUUCACCCAGGAGGAGAGGUACAGGAUGGUGCAGGCCAUCAAGUGGGUGGACGAGGUGGUGCCAGCAGCCCCCUACGUCACCACGCUGGAGACGCUGGACAAGUACGGCUGCGACUUCUGCGUCCACGGCAAUGACAUCACGCUGACCGUGGACGGCCGGGACACCUACGAAGAGGUGAAGCAGGCCGGGAGGUACAGAGAAUGCAAGCGCACCCAGGGGGUGUCCACCACGGACCUCGUUGGCCGCAUGCUGCUGGUGACCAAGGCUCAUCACAGCAGCCAGGAGAUGCCCUCGGAGUACCGGGAGUACGCGGACAGCUUCGGCAAGCCCCCUCACCCGACACCCGCCGGGGAGACACUUUCCUCAGGAGGCUCCUCCCAGGGCCCUGGGGGGCGGAACCCCUGGACAGGGGUGUCCCAGUUUCUGCAGACGUCCCAGAAGAUCAUCCAGUUUGCCUCGGGGAAGGAGCCUCAGCCCGGGGAGACGGUGGUCUACGUGGCUGGUGCCUUUGACCUGUUCCACAUCGGGCACGUGGACUUCCUGGAGAAGGUGCACGGCCUGGCGGAGAGGCCCUACGUCAUCGCCGGCCUGCACUUUGACCAGGAGGUCAACCGCUACAAGGGGAAGAACUACCCCAUCAUGAACCUGCACGAGCGGACCCUGAGCGUGCUGGCCUGCAGGUACGUGUCCGAAGUGGUGAUUGGGGCCCCGUACUCCGUCACGGCGGAGCUCCUGGACCACUUCAAGGUGGACCUGGUGUGUCACGGGAAGACGGAGAUCGUGGCCGACAGGGACGGCUCUGACCCGUACGAGGAGCCCAAGAGAAGGGGCAUCUUCUGUCAGAUCAGCAGCGGGAACGACCUCACCACCGACCUCAUCGUCCAGCGCAUCAUCAAGAACAGGCUCGAGUACGAGGCCAGGAACCAGAAGAAAGAGGCCAAGGAGCUGGCCUUCCUGGAGGCCAUGAGGCAGCAGGAGGUGCGGCCCGGGGGAGAGAGCGACUGCGACUUCUGACCGGAAGAGGGAGGCCGCGCGCGCGCGGGGCUGUCGGCGCGCCGGCGCUCUCCCAGCCCUGCCUCGAGAGCCCGGCCGGGCCUCUGACCAAGCUGCGGGGCCCUCCUCGACCCCCUGGCCGCGGAAGGGCUGGUCCGAGGCUGCUGCCUCCCACCCUGCCUGCGAGGUGCCCGUCCUGCUGAACUGCACAGAGAGGGCAUUCAGCAGGGUGGAGCAGCCCAGCGGGCAGGGUGAGCAGGGGGGCACCUUCAACCGGAGGGGUGCCACCUGGUGUGCCAGGGAAGGCCCAGCUUCUGUUCUCCCAGCUCCACCGCUGCUCCCCGUCCUGCCCCCAGGAAGCUCCUGCAGACCCCGGGCGCCCCCCACUGCCUGGUCUCUGUGGGAGCCAGCUUCAGGGAGCAGUGACCCAGGGGGCCGCCCCUUUCCUCCUCGGGGUGCUGCCUCCCACGGGGCCAGCCCUGCCCCGCAGCGUGUCCCGGCACCCACACGCUGUGCCCCCUCUUCCUGGGCCAGCUUGGCUGCUCUCCCCACAGACUGUUCACGAUUUUGUACCUGGCUAGCUGAUGUGCAGCCGAAUAAACCUCCUGCUGGGA